UUUGUACAUGAAUGAUUACAGGCUAAAAAUAAAAAGCAGAAGUUAAUUAAAGCAAAUUCCACAUGACUCAAUCUGUUGUUGCAUGAACUGGAACAGCACAGAGGUCGUUGCUAAAUCCUGAAGAAUCUCGGGAAAACACUCUCUUCUGUCUCCUGUUUUCCACGUUUUCUACUGUCACGUGACAUAAGAUUUUCCGACGUGACGUCACGCCUAUGUGGUUGGCAUCUAAAGAGCAGUUUUUCUCCUUAAUUCUCCUCGCAGGAGGCGAAGUUCUCUUGUUUCGGAACCAUUUCCGCUGACUCUUUAUGAAGCGCGUUCAUCUCCGCCGGUCCGGGCUCGGUUCGGAGGUUGUGCACGGUUGUGUGAUGGAAUGAAGCAAAGCUUGCCUUUUCGGUUUCCAGCGCGCGCGCUCGCUCGCUCGCGCUCCCUCUGAGGCGCAGCUGCAGGGAAAGUUUCCCGGCUGUUCUGUUCUCACCGAGAAGUCGGGCUGACGGAGAGUCACAGAGAACCUCUCCAGUGGAUGUGUGCGGGCGCGCGCGCGCCUGUGUAGGCGAGAGGGAAACCCAUGACUUCCGCGUUUUUCCUCCCCAUGCGAGCGCGCGCGCUGGAGGGAGAUAAAAAGUCCUAUAGCGCGCGAGGCCGUGACAUUGUUCUCGGAGCGCGGGGACUGCGCGCAGACGGACUGCUGUGUCUCUCGGAGGUGUGACGCAUCCGACCGGAUCCAUGGGACACCAGAACAAAGAGGUGGACGAGGAGUCGCUCCAAGCCAGGGAGCGCGUGCGGAGCCGGUGGCUGGAUGUCUUCCUCAUCGUGUCCGUCCUCGUCCUGUUCUUGGCGGUAACGGCCCUGGCCGUCGGGGGGUACGUGGUGCUGUCAGCGCUGGGCUCCAGACCGAGCCCCGCCGAGGCCGGAGGUCACAUGAAGGUGUUCGCGGACCCGCCGUCACCUGCGUUCAAGAUGGACAACUUUGCAUAUGUAGAACUCAUCUCUUCCGAGGUGGAGAACAAGACCAUACCAUUGGGACUGGUCAACAUUGCCAAAGGGACGUCUGUCGGAAGCAACUUUGUCUUCAACCAAGAUCAUCACUCCCUGACGCCGCGCCAGGCCGGGGCCUACUUCCUUUACAUUGAAGUCAACCUCACCUGCACACACGAGUGUAGUGAUGGCCUCCUCAGACUGCAGGUGGACGACAAGCUCCACUGUGAUGUGUAUCUGAAGGGGGAUAAAAGGUCUGUGAGCCACAAGUGCUGGACUGUGGUCGAUUUGGACAGGAGAGGCCUGGUUACUCAGAUGAGAGUAGAACUACCCAAGCCAGAGCCGACAGACUGGAAGCUUGAGAAGAAAGGUUCAGGACUGGGGAUGUUCUUUAUAGGCUGAUACAGGCUGAGGCGUGGUCGUCUCGACUCGGACGUACCUGUGACCUGUAAAUGGCAGCUUCCCUGCAGAUUUGAACACAAGUGAGUGUUGCGUUAAUGACCAUGAAAGUAAAGUAGCCCCGCACCAGCGCCGCUUUGAAAGCAGGCGUGUGCUGUCAGCAAUGUCUGCAAGUUUUUUUUAAGGUGGAUUUCCGGUGAAAAUUCAGCUAUCAGAAAUCAAACUGGAAGAAGAGAGAAACAAAACCAUUUUUAUUUGUAAAUUAUUUUAAAAAAUGUUCUAUUUAUUUCUUAAGCUGUAGUUAUUUAUGCAUGUUCAUGUAUUUUCUGUGAAAACAUGUUUCCAUGUAGGUGCCACUACAUUUCUGUCAAUGUGCAAUACACGGUGAUCAUCUUGACUUUAUAGUUCUGUUUCCAUGACAUGAAGAGCUGCAACAUCACGUUUUCUGUGGGCAGGUCAGAACCUCACAAGCUCAUCAUCUGUUUCUUUUGACAACCUUUCAGUAAAAGGGGGUUCGGCCGAGUGCUGAAGCGACGACUUGAAGCCCACCUGUUGAUAAAACAGAGGAUGACAUGUUGUCUGCACGUUACAUUUGGAUUUCAAGCUCAAAGAUAUUUUUUAUGGGAAUGAAAUGUAAGUCCUAUGGACGUCUUCUCAGUGCUGAAUGUAUUUUUAUUGUAAUUUAUAUUAAACUCAAAUGUGGUGAAUACA
Messenger RNA from Oryzias melastigma (Indian medaka), 2085 nucleotides. RefSeq lists its product as uncharacterized. The record is from RefSeq and is a predicted model, not a curated record. Gene Ontology annotation, molecular function: protein binding. NCBI's taxonomy places the organism in Eukaryota, Metazoa, Chordata, Actinopteri, Beloniformes, Adrianichthyidae. The coding region runs from base 724 to 1377 and encodes 217 amino acids. The transcript is spliced from 3 exons.